Schistosoma spindalis is the source of this 2628-nucleotide messenger RNA. Lineage: Eukaryota; Metazoa; Platyhelminthes; Trematoda; Strigeidida; Schistosomatidae. The record is from the annotation of a GenBank genome assembly.
GUUUGAAUGUAAGCGGGCACUUACAUUUCGCACUUCUUCGUAUGAUACCCCAGCGAAUCCAACUGUUGUCGCUGUUUCGCACAGAACCAUUUAAUUAAAGAGUGAUUGUCCCAUGGCACUCUUUUCAUAACGUUGCCGGCUGUGUUACAAUCUUUAGAAUGUUUGUGAAUUGCUUAGUUUAGUCACUCAGAUCUUGUUUUAUAUCUGAAAACACGCCUAACCUCACAUAGAUUACUGCAGUAGUUAGGAUAACUAUCUUGCUAGCAGUUACUUUACGAGGAAUCCUAUCAUGAUUUGUCACAGUCAUCCUGGCAUAGAAAGACAUUGCUUCAAGAUGCAAUAUGCGAAAGCUCACACAAAGAUCUGCGCAAACUUCCUUGCUAUCAUAAUAUAUCCUUUUUUUGAUUCGGUGUUGCAAUGCAAUGCCCAAUGAUAAGCCAGAAUUGCAUACUUGUAUUGCACUGUUCAUAUUGCUCAUUCAAUACACUUCUUUUAUCCAAUCUCAUCAAUCACUUCAAGACUGCCCAUUCAAGUGCAAACUGUUUGUUUAGUUUGUAUCAGUGUCGUCAUUGUCAAUUAAUAUCAACAUCUUGUCCCGUUCUUACUGAACAUUCUUUAAUCAAUCAUAUAGAAAAGGAGGUGUCUAUUCAGUGUAUAUAUCAGAAUCAUUCAGGAAAUCCAAUUUUUACUGGGGAAGCAAUGUACGAAUGCUUGCUUUGUUCAUUCAAAGCUAAAGAAGUUAAAAAUUUAACCUUACAUUAUUUCGCUUUUCAUGGUAUCAAAAAUGCCAGUCCGAAUUUGACCAAGCAUUUAACUUAUGAUUAUUCAUCAGGAUUAAAUUACAAUUUCCAUGAUGCAAAAUCAUUGUUUAUGAGUGAUAAACGAAAUGCAUUUGUCGAUCUUAAUCAAGAUGAUGGUGAAAUGAGUUCUCAUUCAGUUGGAACAGAAAGUGGUCGAUUUUCCAGGGGAUCUCAUCUUAGUUCAUCCCAAGUCAACCGAAGCUUAAUGCCAUAUAAAUGUACACACUGCGGCAACGCUUAUCACAAACGAAAGUAUUUUGCUGAGCAUGUUUUCUCCUGUUCCAAAUCUUUGCAAUUAACUUGCCCAUGUGGCCGUGUUUGUAAAUGGCGAUCGAAUUUCUAUGCACAUAGAAAAUCAUGCUCCGUUUAUAAGCAGCUUGUAACUGGAGGCAGUCAUCUCUCUGUUUUUCGUCGCCGAGGUUUGACUUUGUCUAAAUCAAGCAUUAAUGAUGAUUCUGAAAGUAUUACUAAAGAAUCAGUUAGUUCUAGUGAACAUCUGCUUGAUAUGUCAACUAAUCCCAAAGAUGCUUCUACUGUAAACUUAAUUGGUGGAAAUAAUUUAACUCCCUUAGUUUCUUCUUCUACACCCGAAGUUACUCCCCAGUCUAAUGCAGAUUCUAGCAUUGAUGUAUUUAGAAAUUCCGAUUCCCUUCAAACCUCUCUCACCUACAUAACUCCAGUUUCAUCUCUAGCCACAUCUGUUCCGACUUAUGUUUCUAAUGAAAAUAUUGAAACAAAUAAUUUAAAUCAUGUAUCCAGUAAUUCGAUGGUCACAUCUGCCUCUAUAAUUCAUGCAUUAAGUCAAACUUCUAAUUUAUCCGUAUUAGUUGACACCCGUUGCCCUGUCAGUAAUUAUCCGUCAAAUCAAAUAAAUGAAUGUACCGCCACUAAUGCGGAUGGUGGAUUUAUUCAAUGUGUAUCAUCAAAAGGUGAACCACUUAUUAUGUUUCCUGGUAUGUAAUCUGAAAAACUUAAAUACACAGUUUUACUCUCCGGUCAAAUAUAUAUAUAUAUAUAUAUAUAUAUAUAUAUAUAUAUAUAUAUAUUCUACAUGCCACAACACUCAGUUGAAAAUUCCAAAAAAUCAAAAAGCUUUAAAACCAUUUCCACAGUAUAUCUUUCUAUCUUAUAUGUAAGAACGAAUUAAUUUAUUUUCCUUAUUGAUUUCCCUUUUUUUUCAUUUAAUUUCUGUGUAUAAAGUUCUUUUUUAUGUCAUUUUGUUUAAAUUAUCGCUUCUAUCUUUCAAUAUAUGCAUUGUUCAUGAAGGAAUCAAUGGAAUAAAUGUCAUCACAAGUUUGUAACAAUUUAAAUUUCGUGAAAAUACAAUAUAUAUGGUGUUCUUUAAGAAAUUUCAAUCUAUAGACAAAGUUUGCAAUACUUAUCAUGUUUUUUUAAUUGAGCAAAAAAAUAUUCAUGUUUUUAAUUGUACAACUUUAAAAAGUACACAUUUAGGCUUCAAUUAAGCUGACAUCUUUUAAUUUAUGAUGUAAAAAAACAUUUGUCAUUCAAUUUAGAAACUUUCUUACAUAAAUAGAUCAUGUUUUGUAAAUUGAUUGACAACUAAUUAAAUGACAAUGUGAACAAGAUAAUAUUAAGCAAAACCAAUAAAUGUUAUUUAUACACAUGUAUUUCGACCUAAAGCACUUGUUAGUUUCAUCAGUCGUUAGCCAAAUAAUAUGAUGUUGAGGAAGUUUCGAUAUUAACGAUCAUUUGACAAUUAUAAGUAUUCAUUCUAAAUGUUGAGAAUCAAUUCAGUUAAUGGUAAAAUAUUCAAGGUUGAAUUUUAGUCAUUAUUUGUUAAUUGCACUCAAUAUACCACGUACUAUAA